CUCGUACGAGUUUCCCUUUUCUUCCCUGUGUUUUAAAAGGUUAUUGUGUUUCUCUCUCUAUCGUACUCAACUGCCGCUCCGUGUUCGACUCGCGUUUUUAGCAGCCUUAGCACCUAUCACGAAGAAAACCCAUUGAGAGAAAGAGAACUCAAGAGAUAAUAUUCACGCGUAACACGCUAUGAUGAUGAUGAUGAUAGAGACAAAUCGAUCAACCAUUUUUUGAUCAGUAUAUAUUAUUGCAAAAUUGAUUCUUUCCUUCAGGGAUUGUGGAAAUCGAAUUGUCCGGUCAUUUUCGCUUCUCAAAACGAGAUCUUUCAGUUUGGUUUUGUGGCGGGGGAAUCCUUGAAUUCUUUACUCUGUCGUCGAUUUGUCUUUGGAGGAUUGUGGGCAAGUUCGGGUUGCCGGAAUCGAAUUGGGUUGUUUUGGCGUUUAAGAUGAGCGACGUUCGCUGUAGCUUUCUGAUGUAAUAUGGAAGUGUUGUCAGUGAUAUACACAUACGAAAAUGUCGCUUUACAUUGGUAGAGAAGCUUCAAAGCUAUGGAAGAGAAUUUAUGCAGAGACUGUAACAGAGAUCAAACUUCUUGCCGAGAAUUGGAAGUAUCUUCUUGGAGGUUUAAUUUGUCAGUACAUCCAUGGUCUGGCUGCUCGAGGGGUUCAUUACAUACACCGCCCGGGACCUAUACUACAGGAUGCUGGGUUCUUUCUUCUUCCUGAACUUGGUCAAGACAAGGCUUACAUCAGUGAAACAGUUUUCACUUUCAUCUUUACGUCCUUUUUCUUGUGGACUUUCCAUCCAUUCAUUUUAAAGAGCAAAAAGAUCUACACGGUGCUAAUAUGGUGCAGGGUUUUGGCUUUCUUGGUCGUUUCUCAAUUUCUUCGUAUUAUAACUUUCUAUUCUACGCAACUUCCAGGGCCAAAUUAUCACUGUCGUGAGGGUUCAAGGCUUGCUACGCUUCCUCGCCCUGAUAGUAUUGUGGAAUUUCUGAUUAUCAAUUUUCCUCGGGGAGUACUUUAUGGUUGUGGGGAUCUUAUAUUCUCAUCCCAUAUGAUCUUCUCUCUUGUCUUUGUCCGGACGUAUCAAAAGUAUGGCACGCGAAGGUUCAUUAAGCAAUGUGCAUGGUUAUGUGUUAUUGUCCAAAGUUUCUUGAUUAUUGCUUCACGGAAGCACUACACUGUUGAUGUCGUUGUGGCUUGGUACACAGUGAAUUUAGUGGUGUUUUAUGUUGACAAAAAGUUACCAGAAUUGGCAGAUAGGUCCGUAUCAGCAACGUUUUUGAUACCGUUGACCAAGGACAACCUCAAGACCAAAGACGAGAACCACAAACUUUUGAAUGGGAAUUCUAGAGACACUAGCCAAGAGGUCUAGAAUCUGAAUCUGUGGGAAUACACACUGAAGAUGGGGAACACAUUGCAGGGUGAAGGUUUGAUGGAAGGGUGGAUACAAGUAGUUGUUUGGCAGAUCAAGUAGGAAGGCAAGUGCCAACUUGUCAUAUGGGUAAAUUUUGAUCUUGUAGUAUGGUGUAGGGGGAUAAAUAUGCUCCCUCAAUAUCCAUUCAUGUUCUUUAUUCUGAUGGUUAGUCCUUUGAUGUAAAACACCCAUAACGCACUGGAAUUAAUGUUCCUUUCUUAGUUGAUGCAGUUAUUCUUCCUCUCCAUCCUUAUUAAUUGGCUUGUCUUGUACUUGUC
Messenger RNA from Cuscuta europaea, 1686 nucleotides. The record is from the annotation of a GenBank genome assembly. Lineage: Eukaryota; Viridiplantae; Streptophyta; Magnoliopsida; Solanales; Convolvulaceae.